Messenger RNA from Anarrhichthys ocellatus (wolf-eel), 7306 nucleotides. RefSeq lists its product as uncharacterized. Bases 542 to 6526 code for a protein of 1994 amino acids. The transcript is spliced from 25 exons. The record is from RefSeq and is a predicted model, not a curated record. Lineage: Eukaryota; Metazoa; Chordata; Actinopteri; Perciformes; Anarhichadidae. Gene Ontology annotation, molecular function: protein binding; zinc ion binding.
CCAGGCUAGCCGUUUCCAACUGUUUCUAGUCUUUAUGCUAAGCUAACCAUAUUUACCAUGCAGACGUUAGUGGUUUUAGUCUUCUCUAAUAACUCUCAGCAAGAUACAAACACGCGUAUUCCCUGAAAUGAACUAUUCCUCUAAAUGCAUGACAUUUCAAACCAUUGAAAGAAAGUGUUUCUAGAUCUCCGAUUUCAUGAUUGCAUGUUGACGUUUAGUGAAGUGUGAUUAAUGCUGCAAAGGUUGUGCGCUGACGAGUGUGUUCAUGAUUCGGAACAAUAAAUGUUCACUCAAAUUGCCAAAUGUCGCUAUUUCAGGCUUCAUGGACUUUUGGGAAAUACUGUUAAGUUUAAUUUCAGUAAAAUGAUGUCACUUGGCCCCACCCACUACAGCAGGUGAAGCUUCUCGGGAAUCGUCUCGAGACGAUGAUGAGUAUUGGAAUGUUUGUGGUGCCAUAAUUACAGCGCGUGAUUGUGCGUGUGAGAGACAGUUUAGGCCUCUGGGAUACACAGAAGAACUACAGAGAGUCAUAGAUACUACAAUGUCAUCAUUCAGUGUUUUUGCGUCAUUGCCGGAGGAUCACUUCCAGUGCCCGAUCUGUCUCAAGGUCUUCAGCGACCCGGUAACCACUCCUUGUGGUCACAACUUCUGCAAGACCUGCCUCAGCGAGCAGUGGGACAAGAGUGAUUCGUGCAGCUGCCCGAUGUGUCACAAAAGAUUCCACGUGAGGCCUCAGAUCUCCACAAACACGGUCAUUGAGGAGAUUUCCGUCCAGAUAAAGAGGCAGAAAGUCGAGGCAACCGAAAGCGCAGACGCGCCAUGGCGGGUGAAGUGCGACAUUUGCAAGGAAAUGAAGUUCAAGGCCCUGAAGUCCUGCCUGGUGUGUCUGACGUCGUACUGUGAGGCCCACCUGGAGCCCCACCAAAGAGUUCCCUCCCUGAUGACACACACGCUUGUGGACCCGCUGGAGAACCUGGAGGAGAGGAUGUGCGGGAAGCACAAGAGGGUCCUGGAGCUUUUUUGCAGGGAUGAACAGGUGUGCAUCUGUCUGCUGUGCAGCGAGACGGACCACAAGUACCACGACACGGUGCCCAUAGAAGAAGAAGUGGCUCAACAGAAAGAAAAUGUUGAGUCCAAGAAAGCAAAGAUCAAAUUGAUGAUUGAGGACAGGAUGGAAAAGAUAAAGGAAUUCACAGACGCUUCUGUAAUGAGCAGAGAAAAAACAAAUACAGAGAUUGCUGACAGUGAACAGCUCUUCAAUACUCUGAUGAAACAUGUUCAAGUGGCACAAACCAAGCUGAAAGCAAAUAUCGAUGAUAAGCUCAUUAAAUCACAAGAGAAAGACGAAGCGAUGAUUGAAGAGCUGCAGGAGGAGAUCGCCCAACUGCAGAGGAUGCACUCUGAGCUGGAGGAGCUUUCACAAAGUGACGACCACCUUCACCUCCUGCAGACUCUGCAGGAGCUGAGCAUCAUAUCAGACACCAAGGACUGGUCCAAGAUCAGGGUUGACUCAGACCUGUGCGUGCAGACGCUGAGGAGAGCCAUGACUCAUCUUGUGGACACUUUCCAAUCAAAACUGCAAACUCUGACAGACACGGAACUGACCAGGAUGAAACAAUACAUCGCAUCGGUCACAUUUGACCCAGCCACGGCUGGUCACUGCCUUGUGGUGUCUGAAUUGGGGGAACAUUUGAAGUACAACAAAACUGCGAAGCCCUCGUCUUCUGAUGACUCAGAGAGGUUCCACUGUCCCAUGGUUCUAGGGACGGAGGGCUUCACCUCUGGGCGUCACUACUGGGAAGUCAAGGUGGGCCUGAGAACCAACUGGGACGUCGGUGUCGCAAAGGAGACAGUUAACAGAAAAGAGAGCAUCGAAGUGGAAAGAGCAAAUGGCUUCUUUGCCAUAGGAAAGAGGGGUUUUGAUUAUAGAGUUCAAUGUACAUCCUACACGGCCCUUCACCUGUGUCCCUGGCCAAGAAAUGUAGGAGUCUAUGUGGACUAUGAUGAAGGCAGAGUCUCUUUCUAUGACGUGGAUAGAAAGUUCCACAUUCAUUCUUUCACAGGAGAGUCUUUCACAGAGAAGCUGUUCCCGUACUUCUAUCUGUACAGCUGCGGCAAGAAAUCGGAGACUUUGGUCAUUAGAUCUAUGGAAGAUUACCCACCUUUCUUUAAUCUGCGUCCUCUAAAGCGCCCUACACACCUUACACACCGAAGGCGACGCAUCGGGUCAUUAGUGCCCCUCUUUAUUUUCUGUACCGAUUCAAACAGCCAAUGGAAUACACCAUCAUCGGUGGAUGCUGAUACCACACCGAAUCGGACCGGAGGUCGCAUGCAUGUACGUGCACACACACGCAAAGACCUAAUGUCCGAGCCUCCGAAGUGCUGCAUCUGUCUGGAUGAGUUCACCAGGCCUGCUUCCCUGCCCUGUGGACACUGCUUCUGCCUAGGAUGUAUAGGCGAAUACUGGAGGAUCCACGGGGCCUGUCAGUGCCCACUCUGCAAGGCCUUUUUCCCCACAAGGCCGCAGCUCAAAACAGCCCAAACGCCUCAUGCCGGUGCCCCGACCGAGGAGGCCGCUGUGCCUUUAAAAGCUGGAGAGGUGCCCUGUGAUCUCUGCCCGGCGAAGCAUAGGGCAGUCAAGUCCUGCCUGGUGUGCCUGGCCUCGUACUGCGCCGCUCAUCUGGAGCCACAUUACCUGAGAGAAGACCUUGGGCGCCAUCUCCUGAUCAGUGUGGUGAAGAACCUGGAGGACUCUGUGUGUCGACUGCACGGGAAGCAGUUAAACAAGUUCUGCAGGAGCGAUCGAACGUGCAUCUGUGCCAUGUGUGCCCAGACAGAACACAGGGGCCACCACAUUAUUUCUAUCAACAGGGAAGCUACAAAGAAGAAGGUUAAAGUAAAAUGGAGAAGGAUGAAACUUCAGCAAGCCAUUCAGGAGAGACUGAGUAAAGUUGAGAGAAUGAAUCUCUCUGUAGGCCUCAGUGAAAAACAUCCCAAAGAGGCAUGGGCACAAAAAGAGCUCAUCAGACAACUGGAGGAAGAGAUCUCAGAGCUGCAGAGCAGAAGCACCGAGCUGGAGCAGCUCUCGCAGACUGAAGAUGACCUCCACUUCCUACAGGUCUGCUUCAUGGUCAAAAGUCACCUGAUCACAAAUCAUUCAGUGAAAUCACAUGUUUCAAAGAGCAAUAUAUGUGACCUUAAACACUGCUCUCAAUGUAGUCUCUCCUCUUGUCUCUACAGACAUUUCUGCACACUGCCUCGUGGACUGACACCUUCAUGUUUAAAUAACAUGGCCUCCGCUAAAGCGUCACCCUGCGAGACCAACUCACUGGAGAAGCAACUGAUAUGCUCCAUCUGCCUGGAUCUAUUUGUGGAUCCUGUCACUACAGCUUGUGGCCACUCCUUUUGUAAUACAUGUCUGGACCACACCUGUAAAUACACUGAAAAGAGGUGCCCCCUAUGCAAGGAGGAUCUGACGAAAACCCCACAUGUUAACAUCGUCCUGAGAAACAUUGUCGAACAGAUGAAUAAGAAAGACCCUGAUGAGUACACUGGGGCUACCGGCCAAGUGGCCUGUGACAUUUGCACAGAGAGAAAGCUGAAGGCCAAGAAGUCCUGUCUUGUGUGUCUUGCCUCAUAUUGUUUGCAGCACCUGAAGAACCAUUCCUCAACUAAAAGGUUGAAGGGCCACAAAUUGGUGGAACCUGUGAAAAACCUGGAUGAUAGAGCCUGCUUGCAGCACGGACGCCCCUUGGAGCUGUACAGCAGGAAGAUGGAGAGGUGCAUUUGUGCACUUUGCAUUGAAGAAGGUCAGGAGGAGAUUGUUUCUAUUGAAGUCGAAUGGCACAAGAAGAAGGCCAAGCUUGACAGCACAAAGACAGAGUUAAAAGAGAAAAUUAUGAAGAGAAAAACACGGAUGGACGAGACUGAUACGUCUCUAAAGAACUGCAAGGACCAGCUGGAGACUGAGUGGUGGGAUAUUGACAAUGUGUUCACAGCUGUUUCUGCCAUUGUGGAGGAAGCCCGAGCGACAGCUCUUAAGCCACUGGAGGAGAAGAGAGAAGAUGUGAAGAAAGAGGCAAAAAGCAUCAAAGACGAUUUGGAAGCUGAGAUCAACAGUCUUGAGAAAACCAUCUCUGAGCUGGACAACAUAUCUGCACUUGAGGAUCACAUCCUUUUCCUUCAGGAGUACCCAUCUCUUCAAAAGCUGGACAACCUCAAAGACUCAACAGGGGUAGAGCUCGACACAUCACUGUCUUUUGGCACCUUGAGAAAAACCACAACAACCAUGUUGGAACAAAUUCAACAGAGACUUGAGGAGCUGGCCUCCACUGAACUUCAGAGACUUCCAAAGUUUAGAGUGGACGUGAAGCUGGACCCAACCACCGCUCACCGGCGGCUUGUUGUCUCUGAUGAUGGGAAGGAAGUGAGAGACGAAGGGGAGGACCAAGAAGUAGAUGACGCUCCGGAGAGGUUUGAUCUGUUUGCGAGCAUCCUGGGGCUCGACACGUUGUCCUCAGGGAAAUCAUUCUGGGAGGUGGAGGUCAGCAACAAGACAGGGUGGGACCUGGGUGUGGCGAGAAGCGACGCAAACCGCAAGGGGAGUCUCUCGCUGAACCCAGAUAACGGUUACUGGGUCAUCGUACAUUAUGAGGAGGAAAAGUACGCAGCUAUGACGGCGCCGCCAGUUGGUCUUUCCCUGAAAGAGAAACCUGAGAAGGUCGGGGUGUUUGUGGACACAGAGAAAGGUCUCGUGUCCUUCUACGAUUUGACGGCUAAAUCUCACAUCUACUCGUUUACGAAGGGUUCGUUCAGUGAUGACCUCAGUGACGACCUCCUGCCAUAUUUCAGUCCACAUGUAAAAACAGAUGAGAAAAACGCUGAUCCUUUGAUUAUUUCUGCUUACAAUGAUUGUAAGCAGGAGAUGGACAUACAGAUACUCAACACAUUAGACAUGAGCCUCCAGGAAUGUCACUGCGGCUGGUCCAAAGUAACGACCUACCAGGGCCUGAGGAUCCACCAGGGGAGGAUGGGAUGCACGGCGAGGGGGCAGAAGGGUGAACAAUACGGACAGCCGUAUGUGGGGGGACACGCAGACUAUCAAAAGGACUUCAACCUGGAUGUCUACACCCCUAUCAAGAACACAGACUACUCUUCAGAUGUGAGCCUCCAGGGCCAGCCGUACGUGGGGGGACUCGCAGACUAUCAAAAGGACUUUCAUCAGGAUGUUUACACCCCUAUCAAGAACGACGUGAGCCACCAGGAAUGUCACUGCGGCUGGUCCAAAGUAACGACCUACCAGGGCCUGAGGAUCCACCAGGGGAAGAUGGGAUGCACGCCGAAGGGAGUGAGGAUCUCGAAGGAAGAGCAGUGGGUCCGGAAAAAUCGGUUGGAAGAAGUGGAUCAAUGGAAACAUCAGCCAGCGAAGACAGUGACCGUCAAGAAGCAGAGAGAGCCAUUGUCACCGACACCCAACAGCUAUACCACCAACGCAGAAAUAACCAGAAAAAUCAAGCUGGAAAACAAACCACUUCCUCCACCUACGCGGCGCUCUUCCCAAACGAACACAAUCACAAAGUUAAUCCGUCAGCUGCAGGAUUCCUCCACUGGUGUGCAGGGGAAUAGAUUGGUCAGGGAGCGUCCAACUGUUCCACCUCGGCCAGAAGUAGUCCGACCUCGGGAGAACGACAGGAGGGCUCAAACAUUAUCAGAGGUGAGGCAAGACAGAAUCAGAGUUGACAUGAAGCAGGAAAUCCAGAUGAGAGAACAAAAGGUGGCUCAAGCCAGAUCAUCUGUAAAAGCCUGUAAGGGCAACUUGGAAGCUGAGUGGCUGGAGAUCAACAGUAUGUUCUCGGAGGUGGUGAGAGUUGCGGAGGAUGCCAAGCGGAAGUCCCUCAACCGUUCGUUCUCCAAGCUGAGAACUACAACGUCAACCAUGAUGAAAGAAAUUCAACAGAAACUGGAGAAACUUGCAGUUAUUGAACUUGAAUGGAUUUCCAAUUUUGCAGUGGAUGUAGAGCUGGAUCCAACCACCCCAUACGAAUGCCUCGUUUCUGCUGACGGGAAGAGACUGAGUAGCAGAGGAGGGACCCAGGGAGCUUUGCGGAGGUUUGGCAGCGUCCUGGGCCUCAACAGAAUGACCUCUGGGAAGUCGUACUGGGAGGUUGUUGUCAGCAACAAGACCGGAUGGAGUCUCGGUGUAGCGACAGGUGAUGCACAAUGCAAGGGGAAACUCUUGAUGUGCCCAGAUAACGGCUACUGGGUUGCUGAACAUUCUACAAACAAGUUCGCCGCCCUGACAAAUCCGCCGGUUGGUCUUCCCCUGAAAGAGAAACCACAGAAGGUGGGAGUGUUUGUGGACUACGAGGAAGGCCUCGUGUCCUUCUACGACGUGACGGCUCAAUCUCACAUCUACUCGUUUACCGAGUGUGCGUUCACUGAAGGGAUCUACCCCUAUUUCAUUGUGCAUGUUAUUGAAGAUGGAAGCACUGACCCUCUGAUAAUCUCAACAGUGAAACGUCAGUAAUUAUGUGUGUUAUUCGGAGGGUGGGUCAAGCUCCAAAAACGAUGGAUCCUACAUUUCCCAAAAUGCAGCUGAAUAGUGUCUUUUUUAAGGCCCGACUUGCUCGGUAAACGCCUGCCUUUCAAACGACGUCAUGAGCGAUAUUUUUCAGACCGUGUAAAGCUCACUCCAGAGCCAUAGAUGCCAUAAUACAUUAUGGGUUGUUCACAGGUUCAGUAGUAUUAAGUAAUGAUGCACUUAAUGUGGUUUUGGUUAUGUAAUGCAAAAGACAAAUAAGGUUUCUGUAUAAUCAGCAACGUGUUUCUUUAUUAGAAUGCAUAUUAGCUACCUAAUCUAUAAAGACUAUUAGAGUACACAGACCACAACUACUGUACAAACAUGGCGGUCGGCUCCUUGAUAUUAUAUUUCAUUCCUGCCAAUAGAUCGUCCUAAACGCGACACAGAGUGAGACUAUGUAACUAUGGUAUUCUGAAAACACAGAAUACCAUGUUCCUCUUACAAAUUAAAAAAAUAAUUCACAAGCAAUCAAACACACCGUUGCUUUUCCUGCUACGGCUUUACUUUGCUUUACUUACACUACUGCUGAGCUACAUUUCAAACAGAACUUUUCAACAAAAGUUACAGAGCCUUGCUAAAGAUCCCUAUAAAACCCUAUAAAUAAUGUUUUAAGUGUUUAUAUCAAGUGCUUUGAUGUUCAUUUCAUGUAUGAAUGGGUAGAUAUUGAUUUAUAGUGCUUGAGUUCUCUCACUUCCUACGGCUCAUUAUUAAACACCUUCGCUCUGA